AGCAUCCCACGAAUAUAUACUAGUACUGCCUAUGCAUCUCGCGUGGACACCGGCAGUGCGCCGGCCGCCUCCUGUUGUUCAAGCACAAAUGUACAUCUAGGUACGCAACCUGAUCUCGUUCUCAUCCCUUCCGCUUCCACACAGCCCGUGAAAACUGAAAAGUUCCGACACGCUCUCAACCAUGCGGGUCAUCAUUGUGGGCUCCGGGCUUAGCGGCCUGAUCAUGGGCCACUGCCUGCUCCGAGCCGGCGUCGACGACUUCGUCAUCCUCGAACGUAGGCCCGACCCCGUGGAACGGAGCGGCUCGGUCAUCGGCCUCUUUCCUCACACGUUUCGGGUCCUGGACCAACUCGACCUACUGGAUGAGAUCAGAAAGCUCUCCCCGCCCUUGCACCACUGGCUCCACCUCGAUCCUCGCGGCCGUACCAUUUACGACGGCGGGUUUUUUGACUGUUUACAAACCAACCACGGCCAUCCCUCAACGCUGCUCAUGCGUCGCGACCUUAUGGAGGCCCUCUACUCCAAGUUACCGGACAGUGGCCUCCGGGUUGUGCCGAACAAGAAAGUAACCGGCGUGGAGCAGGACGAGUCCUCCGUGACGGUGACCUGUGCAGACGGCUCGACGUUCAAAGGCGACGUGCUAAUAGGCUGCGAUGGCGUGCACAGCGCCGUCCGACGCUUCGCCCUGGAACAGCCGGCAGGAGAGUCAAAGCGGCCUCUUCCCAAGUCCGGGUACCGUGGCCUGUUCGGAUCCUGCCCCCGGCCGGACGGCCUUGCGCCGUGCAAUGUCACCGAAACACACGACACCGGCAUUGUCUUUAUGAUCCUGUGUACGGAAGACAGAGCGUUCUGGCUUAUUACCCACCGCAAAGAGAAGCCUGACGGCCAGAAAUACUCGGCCGAGGACAUACAGGCGCUCGUCGACAAGUACGAGAACCACUCGGUAGCCCCUGGCGGGAAGGUCACCUUUGGCGACCUGUGGCGGACAAGGGACCCAGUUCCCGGUCCCGGUAUGUACGACUACCACGAGGGUGUUGCGGAGCGGUGGUAUAACGGGCGGGUGGUGAUUGUGGGCGAUGCAGCGCAUCAGAUGACGCCGAACCUCGGCCAAGGGGGCAACAACUCGGUCGAGGACGUGGCAUCACUCAUCAACCAGCUCAACGCGCUUGUCAAGGAGAAGCCCAACCCAACAACGGCGGAGCUCGAAGGGGCCUUUGCCCGUUUCCAGAAAGAACGAAAAGGGCGGGUGAAGUUCAUAGCUGGGAUAACCGGAAGGUACACUCGGUGGACGUCGUGGCGGGAUUGGCCUAGUUGGUUUAUGCAGUACUGGGUGUGGCCACUUCUGGGCGAUCGGUUCAUUGUCAACCGGCUUCUGUCGCCGAUGAUCAGGGAGAGCAUCAAGUUGGACUUUGUGGAGGAGAAGCGCCUCCCGCCCGGAAAGGUGGCGUGGAAGUAUCAUUAAGAAGUGGUGUACUUUACGUAUUGCUGCGGUGUUGAAUCUCGCCGAGCUGCAGACAGGCAGGAAAGCAUACGGUGGCGGGCUGAAUAAACUUGAGAGCUGCUUAGGCCUGGGGGAGCUUACCGGGAAAAGGUUUUAUCCGCGUCCCAGUUAAGGUCCGCAACCCUUGCGAAUUGACAAUCGUCCUUGCGAAACA
Messenger RNA from Chaetomium strumarium, 1655 nucleotides. RefSeq lists its product as uncharacterized. The record is from RefSeq and is a predicted model, not a curated record. The transcript has 3 exons. NCBI's taxonomy places the organism in Eukaryota, Fungi, Ascomycota, Sordariomycetes, Sordariales, Chaetomiaceae. Gene Ontology annotation, molecular function: FAD binding. The coding region runs from base 182 to 1462 and encodes 426 amino acids.